ACCCUGCCACUGGGUUUCUCCUCUCUCUCUUUCAGUUGCAGUAGUAGACUGUGGGAGAAUUCCUAUUACCUGUGCUAAUUACCUCCUUCAAUUUCUUGCUGCUUUCAAACCCUCUCAACUAAUGGUUGGUCGGAAGUUCGACGAACCCACCGCAUCUCGCACCCAGAAGGCGUUAGUUCGUUUGGCGUCGAUUGAUCCAAUCGAUUUGUGCAAUGAGGCUAAAGUAGAGCGGUGUAGGGCAACUAGGGAUUUGAGAAGCUGCGGCCGCAAUGUACAAAGGAUUCUUAACCCCUGCGGCCAUGCUGCUUUGUGCGACGAAUGCAGUCAAAGAUGUGAGGUUUGCCCCAUUUGUCGAAUGUCCCUGCCAAAGGGGGGAAAUGAGCUUCCCCUUCGCCUUUAUUACGAAUGUAUUGAGGCAGGUCUUAUUUCUAAGAGGUUUGAUGAUAGAUUGAGAGAUAAAGAGGAUACUGCGAAUCAACUUGUUGCUGAUGUUCAACGCUUGUAUUCGCUCUUCGAUGUCACCUUGGAGAACAACCUAGUUUCCUUGAUUUGCCAUUAUAUUACAGAUGUAUGCAUGGAUGAAAGUGCUGUAUCAAGUGAUCCUGUCACUGCACUUUUGCUUGACGAGAAGGUUGUCAAAGACUGGUGCAGGCGGACUUUCGAAAGUAUUUUGAAGGAACUCAAUGCAAUAUAUAGUCAAACAGCAUCAGAGAUGAAAAAUCAUUUAAGUUCUCUCCUGAAAAUUUCUUCAAAGCUAGCAGGCAUGUCAAAUGUUCUUGAAGUGUUGGAGUCUUCAUUCAGAGGCUCUAUUUCAGUCAUGCUUCAGGACCUUAAUCAUCUUCAAGAGAGUAUAUUGAAGACAAAACAGCACUUGGAGAUCAUGGCUUGGUGCAUUAGACAUCAAUUUUUGGAAAAUGUGAGAUUUAGAUUUUCUGAUUUUGCAUCAUGGAGUUCAUCUGUUCGUGAAAGGAAAUCUGCAGCAAUUUACCGAGCAUGGCCUGAUUCAGUUGCUGGUAUCUUGGGGUCUGGUGAACAAAGUACGUCUAGCCUCUUUAUUGAAGAUGCACUUUCAAACCUUGAGACGGAUGAAGGAUACGGUCAACAAGGUGAAGGGGAAUUAGCAAUUUCAUCAUUGCUGGCUAGUGUGGGAAAUUUAGUUUUUCAAUCCAAGUUACAGGGAUUGGCAGGAUGCUACCCUUUUGAAAGUCUCCGAGUUGCUGUCGACUUGCUCUUUCUACAAGGAAAUUCUAGUUUGGUGGUUGCCAAGCAAGCUAUUUUCUUAUAUUUUCUCUUUGAUCGGCACUGGACAAUCCCUGAAGAUAAGUGGAGAGACAUUGUUGAUGAUUUUGCCGUCACAUUUUGUAUAACCAGGCACUCAUUGCUGGAAUCUUUUGUCUUCUAUCUUUUGGAUGACCACACUGAUGAAGCUUUAGAGGAAGCAUGCCGUCUCCUUCCUGAAAUUGCAGGCCCACAUAUCCAUCCUAAGGUUGCACAGGCACUGUUAGAGAGACAGAAUCCUGAUGCAGCUCUAAUGGUACUGAGGUGGUCAGGGCGAGAUGGGGGAGCAACGUUAGUUUCAGUUGGCGAAGCUGUCACUGCUGUUCGGGUCCGGGUAGAGUGUGGACUUCUGACUGAGGCAUUCAUGUACCAGAGGAUGAUUUGUACGAAAGUCAAGGAUAAGAAACUGAAAGAUGCUUAUGAUGAAGCAAAUGAACAGCUUAACAAUUGGCUAAUGUGGUUGGAGAUUUUGGUCUCUGAGAUUUGCUGCCUUUGCAUUAAAAGGAACUUAGUGGAUCGAAUGAUUGAGUUGCCUUGGAAUGCCGACGAGGAGAGAUAUCUUCAUAAAUGCAUGUUUGAUGUAGCACAAAAUGACCCUACAUCAACCAUGGGAAGCCUUCUUGUGGUUUUCCAUCUACAGAGAUAUCGAUAUGUUGAAGCCUACCAAGUGCACUCUAAACUUCAGACUUUGGAGGAAGAUUUCAUCUCAAAGCAUCAGAAUGAAGAAAUGGCUUACAAAAUAAAAUUAUUGAAUCAUUGGAGGAAGACAUUGGUUGACCAAAGUGUUGAUUUGUUGCCGGAUGUCCUCCAGCAGCAACUAAAAGAUGGAAAGUUGCCUGAAGCUGGGGUGUUUAACGGCGACCAGAAUAUUCCACCAAAACCGAAACCUCCAACAGUGCCGGAACCAAUCUUAGGCAAUUUGUUGUUUAAACUUCCCCAGCAAUGGGAGACCAAUGGCUUUGUACAUCAUCAGCCUUAAUCAGAAUUGCAAACUUUGUCUAAUAUCGGUAUGCAAAUUCCUCUUGUAUUCUUUGCUCUUGUUACCGAGACUUUCGCGAAGAGACCAUGUCGACACUCUGACUGCAGUUUUGUAUGGGAUUUAACAUUUUGAAGAUGUUAAUCAUGUCUGCAACACUUGACAUUUCUGAUGUUACUAUAUUUUCUCUCUUUUUUA
Salvia hispanica is the source of this 2452-nucleotide messenger RNA. It is a transcript of the gene HOS1, whose product is annotated as ubiquitin-protein ligase. The record is from RefSeq and is a predicted model, not a curated record. Gene Ontology annotation, biological process: protein ubiquitination. Gene Ontology annotation, molecular function: ubiquitin-protein transferase activity. NCBI's taxonomy places the organism in Eukaryota, Viridiplantae, Streptophyta, Magnoliopsida, Lamiales, Lamiaceae.